AUGAACGACGGGUCUCGUGCCUCGUCUUCCUACAGCACAAGUUCUGAUCUGCAACUCGGGGCGGGCACAAGCGCCAGUAGUACCGCCGAUCCCUCGGACAGAGUGUUUCCCAUACGUUCGGUUGUCAGAGUCGACACUUCACAACCUAUGCCCUGGGGCCUUUCACGUUCAGGCGCUGAUCACGAACCUUCCGCCCGCCCAGAUGUCACAUGGAAUGGCCGCCGCCCAAGCAGUCCUCGCAUAGACACCGAGGCUGUCCUUCGCCGCGCCGAUACGACUUAUGGCUAUAUGCCGUCCGGCCUGAGAUCACCAUCCGACAGGGAACGCUCCACAGCACGCUCGAGAAGUACGACAAUACCAUCCACAACCUCUCUCCCCAGUCCCCAGCCCGUGUCUGAGCACGGCGGUUUCUCUGACCCAUUGACAAUAUUUGACGAUGCUGCUUCCGAUGCUUCUGACCGGACGCGAGGCUCCAAAUCUGCCCCAGCCUCGGACUCUCAACCUGCGGAUGCCGAGUCGUCUUCCGACUUGAACGAUGAUGCGCUUGUAUCCGUUCGUUUUCGGCAUACCAUGACAGCCGAGGGCCAUGCUGUCAUCACAGGACGGGAUGGAACCUUGCAGAGAUGCGAAGACGAGCCGAUCCACACACCUGGGGCCGUCCAGGCUUUCGGCUUGCUUGUUGCCGUCCGAGAAGAAGCUGAUGGUCGGUUCAGCGUGCGCUACGCCAGCGAAAACUCGAAGAGAAUUAUUGGCUAUACUCCCCAGGAGCUUUUUCGGCUCAAUAGCUUCACCGACAUUCUUAGCGAAGAGCAGGCCGAUAAUUUGCUGGACCACAUCGAUUUUGUCCGAGACGAAGAGACGGAUCCUGCAACCAGUGGCCCUGAUGUCUUCAGCAUGUCAAUCCGGCCACCCGGGCAACGCAGCACGAAGUUGUGGGCGGCCUUACACAUAUCGGACUCACAUCCUAAUUUGAUCAUUGCCGAAUUCGAGCUUGAGGACGACCGAGAGUACCCAUUGCGACCACCAGACGAAUUCACACCCGACGAACCCGAGGAUACUUUGUAUCAGAAUCCCACAGUGGAAGAGUUCCAUGAAAGCACGGAAAUAACUAGCAAGCCCCUCAGAGUCCUGCGUAGCGCUCGCAAGCGGCGGGGCGAGGCAGGAGCGAUGCAGGUCUUUGACAUCAUGUCACAAGUACAAGAGCAGCUGGCCGCUGCGCCCAACCUCGAGAAAUUUCUCAAAAUCUUGGUUGGCAUCGUUAAAGAGCUGACAGGCUUCCACCGUGUCAUGAUCUACCAAUUUGAUGCAGCCUUCAAUGGCAAAGUCGUUACCGAGCUGGUUGACCCAGCUCACACGCGUGACCUCUACUAUGGCCUCCACUUUCCGGCAUCCGACAUCCCUAAGCAGGCGCGCGAGUUGUACAAGCUCAACAAGGUCCGGCUCCUAUACGACCGUGACGUCGAGUCAGCCAGGCUCGUCUGCCGGUCUCUGGAGGAUAUGCAGACACCGCUUGACCUGAGCCAUUCAUACCUGCGCGCUAUGUCACCUAUACAUCUCAAAUACCUCGCCAACAUGGCUGUACGCUCAUCCAUGUCGAUAUCUAUCAAUGCGUUCAACGAGCUUUGGGGGCUCGUCACAUGUCACAGCUACGGCGGCAAAGGCAUGCGCGUAGCCUUUCCCAUCCGGAAGAUGUGCCGCCUCGUCGGUGACACCGCAUCCAGAAACAUCGAGCGCCUCUCGUACGCCUCUCGACUUCAAGCUAGAAAAUUGAUCAACACGAUACCAACGGACAAGAAUCCUUCUGGUUACAUCAUCGCCUCCUCGGAUGACCUUCUCAAGCUCUUCGACGCUGACUUCGGCAUGUUGUCCAUUAGGGGUGAGACCAAAGUGCUUGGCAAGAUGGAGCAGUCGCAAGAAGCUCUUGCUAUGCUGGAGUACCUGCGCAUGCGAACUUUCACAUCCGUGCUCACGUCUCAGGACAUCAAAGAAGAUUUUCCAGAUUUGCGUUACUUACCUGGAUUCUCGGUCAUCGCAGGCCUACUUUACGUACCGCUCAGUGUGGGUGGUAAUGAUUUCAUCGUCUUCUUCCGGCGAGGGCAAGUCCGCGAAGUGAAGUGGGCAGGUAACCCUUAUGAUAAGGUCAUCAAAGAGGGUACUUCAAACUAUCUGGAGCCACGGUCCAGUUUCCAAGUGUGGCAUGAGAGAGUGCUCGGUAAAUGCAGAGAAUGGUCAGAGGAGCAGGUAGAGACCGCCGCUGUGCUCUGCUUAGUUUAUGGAAAAUUCAUUGAGGUCUGGAGACAAAAGGAAGCUGCGAUCCAAAGCAGUCGACUGACGCGCUUACUGCUGGCCAACUCGGCUCACGAAGUCCGCACUCCACUCAAUGCCAUCAUAAAUUACCUCGAAAUAGCACUGGAGGGCAGCCUGGACCAAGAGACACGAGAAAAUCUGGCAAAGUCUCAUUCUGCAUCGAAGUCUCUAAUUUACGUCAUCAACGACUUGUUGGAUCUCACGAACACCGAAGAAGGGCAGGAGCUCAUCAAAGAUGAGAUACUCGAACUCCCUGCAGUCAUCAGGGAAGCCACAGAUCCAUUUAAGGUCGAUGCGAAGCGAAAGGGGAUCGACUAUCGUGUCCUGGAGCACCCAGGAUUGCCAAGACACGUCCAUGGCGAUUUUCGUCGGGUUCGACAAGCUAUUGCUAAUCUCACAGCCAAUGCCAUGCAGAACACCACUUCUGGUUCUGUCUCGGUAGAAUGCUAUGUCUCUGAGGUCACUGAGGGCCGCGCCCGGAUUGAGAUUGCGAUCGAAGACACUGGCUGCGGCAUGAGCAGCAAGAAGCUAGACAGUCUCUUUCAGGAUCUGGAACAAGUCAGCACUGAUGCGGAUGCAACUUCAUUGGAUGAUGUCCAACGGCCCUCAGAAAGCAGGACGUUGGGCCUUGGCUUGGCCGUCGUUGCACGCAUCGUCCGCAAUAUGGAUGGCCAGCUCCGCCUCAAGUCCGAGGAGGGAAAAGGUUCGAAGUUUGUCAUUCAGCUCCCGUUUGACCUGCCCACUGAGGAGUUGCUCGCGAAGGUUGGUGCUGUCGACAACGAGGAGGCGGACAAUACGACACCCAGCGCAGCUUCAGUCACCAAGAGUCUGCCACCUACAGAUGCUAGUGAAGUCAUGCUUGUUGCAAAUGCCAGUAAUGCUCACGGGACUCGCACAUUGAACACAAAACGGAGCAUGGAUGAGCACAGCAUCACCAACAGUCUGAAGAGCAGUCUGGCGAGCCAAGGUAGCAUCCGCAGUGUCAAAAGCGAUGCCGAUCGCUUGAUUGAUGCCAUUUCGACCCCCUUGGCCCUGGGAGACCCCGAAGACGAGACUCAAAGAGGCUCACGGCGUGAGUCCAGGGGUCGCAACCACAGCCAAGCCGGCAGUACGACCUCUCUCCCUGGCACAAUUAGCAUUGGAAGCAACAUUGGCACAGCUGAGCGUCCCGCCCCCUUAAAGAGAUCGACCACAACAUCUGGUGUUGUCGAUUCUUCGGAGGCGAGCACCAGUGGCACACAUCCUGUGGCAGACAGCAAGACGCCCAUCAGACCUGUUAAGGUUCCAGACGAAUUCUUUGACCAGCCAAGACUACCUCAGACUGGACAAACCUCGAAGGUUCUAUUCGAGGUACCACCCUCGCCUGCCCCUGUCAUUUCCAAAAGCUCUGACAAGCAGAGCACAUUGCAAGUAUUGGUGGCCGAAGACGAUCCGAUCAACAUGAAAAUCCUGAAGAAACGCCUGGAAAAAGCAGGCCACGAGGUCACGCAUGCAGUCAAUGGGGAGGAUUGUGCAACUGUCUACAGCGAGACACCAGAGAAGUUUGAUAUCAUUCUCAUGGAUAUGCAGAUGCCAAUUGUUGACGGACUCAACAGCACCAAAAUGAUUCGUGCUUUUGAGCGUGCUGACAGUAAAUUAGCUCUCUCACCUGUGGCACAGAGACACGGCGGUAUUCCCAUUCUUGCUGUAUCCGCGUCACUGGUUGAGCGAGAGCGGCCUUCCUACAUCGAGGCCGGUUUUGAUGGCUGGAUCCUCAAACCAAUAGACUUUAAGCGUCUGAACACCCUGCUAGAUGGUAUCCACAGCCAGGACACACGCGAUAGCUGCUUGUACGUCCCAGGACAGUGGGAACGAGGGGGGUGGUUCCAUUCUGGGCAGUCAGAUUGGGCCGACAAGCAACAUACCGAGGCACCACAGACUUCGGUGAACGGCGACACGACGAUACCUCCUCAGUGA
Messenger RNA from Microdochium trichocladiopsis, 4263 nucleotides. RefSeq lists its product as uncharacterized. Gene Ontology annotation, biological process: phosphorylation; detection of visible light; phosphorelay signal transduction system. The record is from RefSeq and is a predicted model, not a curated record. The coding region runs from base 1 to 4263 and encodes 1420 amino acids. NCBI's taxonomy places the organism in Eukaryota, Fungi, Ascomycota, Sordariomycetes, Xylariales, Microdochiaceae. The transcript has 3 exons. Gene Ontology annotation, molecular function: protein binding; phosphorelay sensor kinase activity.